Messenger RNA from Paramormyrops kingsleyae, 6267 nucleotides. RefSeq names its product rho guanine nucleotide exchange factor 12-like. Gene Ontology annotation, biological process: intracellular signal transduction; G protein-coupled receptor signaling pathway. Gene Ontology annotation, cellular component: cytoplasm. NCBI's taxonomy places the organism in Eukaryota, Metazoa, Chordata, Actinopteri, Osteoglossiformes, Mormyridae. Gene Ontology annotation, molecular function: guanyl-nucleotide exchange factor activity; G protein-coupled receptor binding. The record is from RefSeq and is a predicted model, not a curated record.
AUUUUUUUUUCUUAACUCAUUUAAUAGGCCUAAUUUUGAGAAGGCACAAUCACGUAUCGCUUAGAGUUAGCGUUUUUAUAUACUUUAUAUAGUUCACAAAUAGCUACAGUGAUAGUGUUUUUGCUUGUUAGUGGAUACUGAAAGACGUUCGUGCAUGGAGAAGGCACUGCACAGCUUCGGGAAUGUGACUGUAAAACUGCAGCACCGGGAUGGAAACCCUAUGGAAACAUAGACACAAGGGGGGGGCGAUCUGUAGGUCUGGCGUGUUGAAAUAAAGAAUCGCGGCCCACCGCUGUAUUUCCAGCUGUCCCGGGCUACUGGCGCUUAGUUGUGAAAGUAUUAUUUAUUUUUGCUCCUAUUGAACCAAGGUCUGAUCCAGCAUCGGAAAGAAAAGAAGGUCCACCGAAGUUCUGCUUAAAACCUCGUUUCACUGGAAGUCUCCCCCCUCCGCGAAGACACUUUGAUGUUUGGCCGUACGAUACAAGAGGACUCGUAAAGGACCAUGGUCGACUUAUUUUUUUAAGGAAGACGUUUUCUUAUUUUCCAAUCGCAACGUGGGAUGUCUGUCUUAUUGGCUUCUGUUAACGGAGGACCCUCGAUUCGGGGAAAAUUACAUUUACUUUAAGCAAGCGAAGUGGAUGAAGUCCAAGCUUGUGAUUUCGGUAGCUGUGUCGUGCAAACGCGGGCGUAUUUUUUUUUUUUUGCUAAAGUUUGCGAACAAACACCAGAUCGACGUCUUUCAAAGUUGAAUUUGGAUGCUUAAGUAGAUCUGGACCUUCGCGAUUCAACUUAUUUUAACAAAAACGGUGCAUUGAGGCUGGUCGCCAGAAUCAAGAGAGACUGCUAAACGAAAGGAAUAAAUAUCAGACAUUAAAAGACAGUAAUAGAGCACUGGGCGAUCGGAGAGGCGUUAUGGAAUGCGGGUAUGCUUAUUGUUAAAGGAAACUUCAAAACUCUGGCCAAACGUGUUCAGUGUUGCUGUAGGAUGCUAAUUGGAUAUAAAACGAAGAAGUAAGGAAGGAAUCCCAAUGAGCGGCUUACAAUCCACUGACAGGACUGGUAGCAUCCUCAACCAAGACCACCUAUCUGACCAGAGGUCUCUGCACUUAGAUUCUACAGGGCUGGUGCAGAGAUGUGUGAUCAUCCAGAGGGACGACAAUGGCUUCGGCCUCACAGUCAGCGGCGACAACCCCGUGUUCGUGCAGCUCGUCAAAGAAGAUGGCGCAGCAAUGCGUGCCGGUGUGCAGAAAGGAGACCGUAUUAUUAAGGUCAAUGGGACAUUAGUGACGCAUUCGAACCAUUUGGAGGUGGUGAAGCUCAUCAAAUCUGGGUCGUACGCAGCCCUCACCGUCCUGGGGAGGCCCCCUGGUUCUCCUCAGAUCCCCCUUUCCGAAGGUGAGACCGGGGCGGGGACCCCUCUGGCCCCCCUCCACCCCUCUGGAAAGGUGGCAGGAGAGCAUGAUUCCUGGGACCGGGAUGCCGCCUCGAAACUGCUGCGGGCUCAGCCAGGCCUGGCAGAUGGUCCGAACCCAAGGGAGCCCCUAGAGAGCAGCCCAGGGAUAACGCCCAGAAACAGCCUGGGCUCCUGCCCCUCCCCAGACCCCGAGGAUGUCUCUGACCAGAACUCCCACUCCAAUUCAGGAAGCCCUUACUUGCGGCCAGUCACACAGAUCAUCGGUGCUGAAGAUGACUACUUUGAAGCAGAACAGGAGCAGAUCAAUGGCCAGUGCAGCUGCUUCCAGAGCAUUGAGCUGCUCAAAUCCCGGCCUGCCCACCUGGCGGUCUUCCUCCACCACGUCUUCUCCCAGUUUGACCCCGCCCCCCUGCUGUGCUACCUCUACGCCGAGCUGUACAAGCACACCAACUCCAAAGAGACCCGCCGCAUCUUUAUGGAGCUGCACUCAUUCUUCAUGGAGCGAGGGGCGAAUCUGAAAGUCUCUGUGCCAGAGUCCAUCUCCUCUGAGCUUGAUCGCAGGAGGCCUGAGCUUCUCCCCGAGGAGCUACACAGGCAGUAUGUGCAGACACUGCAGGACUCACUGCUGCCUGAAGUACAGAGACACCUGGAUGACUUCAGGCAGAAGCGCUGCAUGGGCCUGACGCUGGCCGAGGGGGAUCUGGCUCGGCUCGAUGUGGAGCAGGACCGGGAACAGAACCGGGAACAGAACCGGGAACAGAACCGGGGGCCACUGGAGCGCGAGCGGCUCUGUGCCGAGAGCAUUGUCUGCAAGGUCGAGGACGUGCUCCUGACGUCGCAGCUGGCGGAGGAGGAGAAGUGUGCCACCAUGCAGUACGUGCUGCUCAGCUAUAUGAAGUAUCUCGGCGUGAAGGUGAAGGAACCGCGAGGCCUGGAGCCCAAGCGUACACGCAUCAACUUUCUCCCCAAGAUUAAGCAGAAGAGGGUGGAAAAAGAGACGGAAGACAAGGGCAAAUCGAGGCUUCUUCACAGCAUCCUUGGCGGACCCCCACGCAAGCCUGGACCAUCCAGCGGUCGUGUCUCGGACCCAUUUAAGCCCCGCCCCCUUAAGCAGCCGUACCAGAGCUCUUUCUCAGUUCCUGAAAUGCCCGAAGCCUCCCAGCUGAUGCGGCAGCGGGGGGGGCAAUUCUCCGAGAGCGCCGAGUCCCCCACCAUUCCUGCUUUCCCAUCACAGUCGAUCAGUUUCGAGGGGGGAGAUUCUGUGCCUGGGGAGCCCAGUGUUCCCUACAGCCCCACGCAGUGCAAUUUCAGCCCCUGUAACCAGGAUCAGCUGCAGGAGGAUGACCGGGAGAGUGACAGGAACCAGGAUGGAGGAACUCCCAAUCCAGUCAGAAAGAUGGACACUAUAGGACCCGCUGAGGUUGAAAGUGAGGAUGACCAGGGGGGCGAGGUCAGCUCUGAGCCCGACCCCCCAAACUGGCAGCAUCUGGUAGGGAAGGAGGUGCUAGAUGGGCUGACUCCACACGAGAUCAAGAGGCAGGAAGUCAUCAAUGAGCUGUUCCACACUGAGCGCGCUCACCUGCACAUGCUCAGGGUGAUGGACAGCGUGUUCUACCAGAAGCUGAGCAGGGAUGCCAUACUGCCCCCUGCCGAUAUCAAGAGCAUCUUCGCCAACCUGCAGGAGAUCAUCCAGCUGCAUGUUUCCAUCAUCGAGCAGAUGACAGCCAUACGGAAGGAGAAGGUCUCUGUCAUCGACCACGUAGGAGAUGUGCUGCUGUCUUGGUUCAGCGGCGCUGAGGAAGAGAAGAUGAAGCAGGCCGGCGGAACCUUCUGCAGUAACCAGCCCUUCGCUCUGGAGCUCAUCAAAAGCCGGCAGAAGAAGGAGCAGCGCUUCGCAGCCGCCAUGCAGGAGGCCGAGAGCAGUCCGCUGUGCCGCAGGCUACAGCUGAAGGACAUCAUCCCCGCGGAGAUGCAGAGGCUCACCAAAUACCCGCUGCUGUUGGAAAACAUCGCCAAGUACACAGAGGACCCCGAGGAGAGGGAGAAGGUGCGAAGGGCGAGCGAGUGUUGCCGGCAGAUCCUGAACCACGUAAACCAGGCGGUGAAGGAGGCGGAGAACAAGCAGAGGCUGGAGGACUACCAAAGAAGACUGGAUGUUUCAUCGCUAAAGCAGAAUGAGAGUCCCAUGGUCUUAGAGCUGAAGAAUCUGGACCUCACCAAGAGGAAGAUGGUCCACGAGGGAUGUCUCUCCUGGAAGGUCAACAAAGACAAGACAAUCGAGCUGUACACAUUGUUGCUGGAGGACAUCCUGGUCCUGCUUCAGAAGCAGGACGAUCGCCUUGUGCUUCGAUGUCACAGCAAGAACACCAAGCAUAUUUUCAGCCCUGUCAUCAAGCUAAGCACUGUGCUGGUUCGCUCUGUGGCCACAGACAACAGGUCCUUCUUUGUGCUCUCCAUGUCGGAAAACGGAGCCCAGAUCUAUGAGCUGAUGGCUCAGUCCGUGUCGGAGAAAAAGAUAUGGCAGUGUCAGAUCACUCAGGCAGCAGAUGCCAUGAAAGCAAAACCACACACGGUCAUUCCUUUACCUCAGGCAGAUGAAGUCCGGGAUGCAGCUGAGAUCAUGAGCACCAGCAAACUGCCCCCUGACCCCAGCUUCCCUGGGACUACCCACUCAGCAGAGAGAGAUGCCGAAUUUUCACCCGCUUCUGGUCCCAACCACUUUGAUGGGAUCAAGCUGAUGGAGGGAGAGAUGGAGGACGAGGAGGAGUCCUUCUUGGUUCUUGCCGACAGGCUGGCCGCCCUGCAGCCCAGGUCACGCACGCGUGUCACACGUGUGGACGGGGAGGUUGACGUGCCCGUGUUACCCUCCAGGGCCGAGGAAGCCUUGAAGAGCUUGGCCGCGCUGAGGCAGCUACUGGUCCUGCAGCUGUCGCAGGAAGGUAGCAGGGGGGCGGGUCUCCAAAGGACCACCUCCCUACGGCUCCGACCCACACCAUCCUCGGCCUUCACCCAUAAUGGCAGGGCGGAGGGGGGCCAGGAGGUGGCCCCGGCGGAGCCGAGCUUUCCGGAGACUUCAGAGGACUCAGGUUACCUGGUCCUGGCAGGUUUCGAUGAUCUGACUGAGAGCAGCACAGACUACGAGGACCCCCUGUGGCGCGAGUCAGUGGAUCAGGAGCCUCGGUUGGCCUCCAUGUCACCAGGGGGCUCCACUGACCCUGUGCGGCAGGUGUUGGCUCACCUGCGUGCUCUGCAGGUUAACCUGUAUCAGUUGAAGGACAUGGAGAGGAAGUAUCACAGACUGCAGCAGAAAGCGCAGAGAGCAUCAGCUGAGACAGACGAGAACGAAGAUAAGGGUUAGAGUGACUCACCCCCUCCCCAGCUAUCCAGCCUCCCCACCUGCUUCAUCCUGCACUGAGGGAAGACCGGACCUGCCCCAAUUAAACCCCAGAUCACGUGGGAAAAAUCAGCCAAUCAGGGACGACUUUGAAGCCUGGAGGUCCAGUUCUUCAGAAAAUCCAAGCGAACAGAAAGGAGAGUGCCAAAAUGUACUGAACUGAAUCUGGGAUGCAUUUAAAAACAAGCAGUGAAAGUAAACAUUUUAAAAAUAAGUCUGUUUUUAACCCUGAGGUAUAUUUAUUGUUUUUUUUUAUUCUUUUUCUUUCUGACCACUUUGUCCUUCGUGCUGACCCUCUGUAUUCAGGCCUUCGUGCUGACCCUCUGUAUUCAGGCCUUCGUGCUGACCCUCUGUAUUCAGGCCUUCGUGCUGACCNGUAUUCAGGCCUUCGUGCUGACCCUCUGUAUUCAGGCCUUCGUGCUGACCCUCUGUAUUCAGGCCUUCGUGCUGACCCUCUGUAUUCAGGCCUUCCUGCUGACCCUCUGUAUUCAGGCCUUCUGGAAGUCCGAAGUUUUCCAAACACGGACUGAUCUGUGAUGCAGUGAUGCAGACUGACUUGGCCUUUAGGGUCGUCAGGGAGUUUGGAGUUCACUGGCGGGGGGUUUAAUGCCCCUUCCCAUCUGGAGAUGCUAACUGAAGCUGUCUCCCUUGAGCCAUGCCUGAAGCAAGCUCCAGCUUCUAGACGAGGCUUUGGUUCUUGGUCUGACAGGGCUGACUGACACAGGCGCGUUUAGCAAAGAUUAGCCGUAUUAUCUGGCACCUGAGAACCCCUUAAACCUGCAUUUCCUGCAUUUCAUUCACAGAUAAAAUGCUCCCCCUGCCCCCAAGACGUCUGUGGGUUUCAUUCCGGUUUGUCUUUGGGUCGCCCCCCGUUUGGUGUGUUUUUGUGUUCACUUUGCUUGCACACUCACAACCUCGCCCACAUGUCUGUGCCCUCGCUUCCAGGGACUCGUACUGAUUGGUCAGUAUCACCGAUGAUCCUGCCUCAAGACCCUCCCCUUCUGUCUUCUCCUGCCCCUUUCCUUGCCUUUUAUCCUUUGCCAGUGCCUGCGUUUCUGCAUGUGGGGCUUGUGCCCGUUGCCACGGGAACCCGCCAGUCUCGCUUCAUUCCCCGUCGCUGCUGCGCAGUGACCUCUGGGAUAUUCCCGGCUGAUGCUUACCCUGGCGAGGCGAGUGGGAACCAGUACCAGAGCUGGACUGUGGAGGGGGUGGGGGAGUGGAAGGAUCCUGGGAGUAUUUCCUCAACUAUAGCAACACAGAGAGGUGCGAUUGCUUGGGGGGAGAUCAUAAUAUUUUAGAAAGAAUUGAAGGAGAGCUGGCCUGGGGACAAGCUGUAUAAAAACUGUACAUUUUGGAUCUGAUGGUCAGGCAUCCAUCAUAUUAAUGUUUAAGACACCAGUCAUGAUUGUAAUAAGUUCUAAAAAGAUGAAGAAUAAAAUGUGUGGAAACUUAUUACUGG